GAGAAUGAGAUUCAUAAACGGCAACAGCUGGCGAGUGAAACCGGGGUUCCUCCGAAGGUGCUUUUUUUUCCAGACAGUCGCUGUGUGCAGCUGAGAAAGGGGCGGGCUCCUUUGCAAGUAGGUUAGUUGUGAUUUGCUGAAUUCGUAGACUUUUCCCCUCAAAACCCCAGCCCUCUCGCUCUCUCUCUCUCUCUCUCUCUCUCAGAAGGAGGGGAAAAAAAAAAAAAAAAAAAAAGAGAGAGAGAGAGAGAGAGAAAGGGAGAGAAGUUGACUUGCGGCUGCCUCUCAGCGCGCCCGUCAGCGUCGGUCCGGUCCCCAGAGCCUCGCCCGGCACCAUGAGCUCGGAAGCCGACGAGCCCAAGGAAGUGGCCACAGAUGUCUUCAACUCCAAAAGUCUGGCCAUUCAGGCCCAGAAGAAAAUCCUUGGAAAAAUGGUGUCCAAAUCAAUAGCAACUACUUUGAUUGAUGAUACAAGCAGUGAUGUUUUAGAUGAGCUUUACAGAGUAACAAAGGAAUAUACACAAAAUAAAAAAGAAGCAGAGAAGAUAAUCAAAAACCUCAUUAAAAUAGUCCUCAAAUUGGCAAUUCUCUACAGGAACAACCAAUUUAAUCAAGAUGAAAUAGCCCUGAUGGAGAAAUUCAAGAAGAAGGUUCAUCAGCUGGCUAAGACCGUGGUCAGUUUCCAUCAGGUGGAUUAUACCUUUGACAGGAACUUUUUGUCCAAACUGUUGAAUGAAUGUAGAGAGCUGCUCCAUGAAAUCAUUCAGCGUCACCUCACUGCGAAGUCACACGGACGCGUCAACAAUGUGUUUGAUCACUUCUCUGAUUGUGAAUUUUUGGCUGCCUUGUACAAUCCCUUUGGACCUUAUAAAAUCCAUCUGCAGAAACUUUGUGAUGGGGUCAACAAAAUGCUAGAUGAGGGGAACAUAUAGGUACUUGUAUUAUAGGUGACUGCCUAUCAGUUACUUGUAGAUGGAACACUGUUGAUUUAUGAAGGAAUAAGGGAGCAUGCAAAGAGGUUUUUUUACAUUAUGACAAAUCUUUCCUAAAUAUCUCUAUUAAUUGAUUUCUUACUUUGCGCUAUCUGUUGCUAUUCAGAGUCCAUCUAGAAGAAAAACUGCACAUGACUUUUUUACUGUGCUUUGCCUAUGGAAACAGCUCGAUAAAGACAAUCAAACAGAAUGGUUCAAGUAGAGUAAGAGUCUUGCAAGAUAGAUAUACAAACCAAAACAAUACGCUGUCAGACAAUCCGCAUCUUUCAUAGAUUUACAGAAUUAAUUCUUAACUAUCAGAAUCCAGUAAUGUUGGUAACAGACUAUCAUGGUGAUGUAAUUUCUCUGUAAUUUCUCUGUAAUUUCCUUAAUUUACUUGUAAAAUAGACAUAUUUGAUUCAGUUAUAGUCUUUUAUGCUCUCUGCACAGAUAACAGCUUCCUAGUGUUGCCAUUAUGAAGCACUGAGUUUUAUAUAAAAUCAGUGAUGCUGUCACAUAGAGUCUUAACAGCAGGCUUGUGCAUCUCCAGCUCAGAGGUGAAAACUUCCUGACUGCCAGGCAGGAUCUCCCAAGGAAGAGAUCCUUACAGACCUGCACAGGUGCUUGCUUCCUUUGACCACAUGGGGAUUAUUUGAGGAAUAAGCUACAGGAAAGUAGCCGAACGGGGGAAGAGCAUUCCCAAGAAACUGCUUGUGGUACAGAAUUUUAACUCUGCCUAUGAUAAGAUAAAACACAGUGACUUCUCUGUGCAAUUCCUUAAGAUUUUUAGAAUUCUGCUAGUAGAAUCAUAGAAUCAAUCAUUUGGGUUGGAAGGGUCACAAUUCUUUUUGAAAAGAUGUGAGUCAGUAUAUCUGAUAUACUAGUCUGAUGUGUAUGAUGAUGUGAAUUCACCAAAGUUGAUAAAUAAAUUGCAAGCCAAUUUGCUUUGUGUACAAUGAAAGUAGAAGCAGAAAUUAAUGUUAUCAUUGUGUUAUAUACUAUUUAACUAAUGGAGAAAUGGAACUUUAAAUAAUUUUUUUCUUCUUUUCUUACUUCUCACCUUUUAUCCUUCUUUUUCUUCCUCAUCUUCUCUCUGCCUUGACAUUGGGGAUAAAAAAUGUGACUUUCUAGACACUGUAAUGUACUUAAAAGCGUGAAGUUAAUACAUUUCAAACAGCCAAAGACUUUUUGUUAGGAAGCAUAUAAAGAUUUUGCUGUUUAUUUAAUUGCCAGUGUUUUUGCUGUUUGCUGUGUCCUUUUGUUUUAAUGAGUAAACCAAAGAAUAUUUGCACUCCAAA
Messenger RNA from Melospiza melodia melodia, 2269 nucleotides. RefSeq names its product TNF alpha induced protein 8 (gene TNFAIP8). Gene Ontology annotation, cellular component: cytoplasm. The coding region runs from base 336 to 932 and encodes 198 amino acids. The transcript has 2 exons. Gene Ontology annotation, biological process: regulation of apoptotic process. Gene Ontology annotation, molecular function: cysteine-type endopeptidase inhibitor activity involved in apoptotic process. The record is from RefSeq and is a predicted model, not a curated record. Lineage: Eukaryota; Metazoa; Chordata; Aves; Passeriformes; Passerellidae.